AUGCCUAGAACACCCGACUCAGAAGACACCCCCAUGCUACCUCUCCCCGGAUCCCCGUCAUCCUCAUGGGCCCGAUUUCGAGAGCGACUCGGAGCCUUGUUCAGCGGUGCUGACCCCAGAGUUUGCGUCGCGUUCUGGCUCUUCGGUUUAAUCAACAAUGUUCUCUACGUCAUCAUCCUAUCGGCUGCCCUUGACCUAGUUGGUCCCAAUGUGCCCAAAGGCGUCGUCCUCCUCGCAGACGUGAUCCCCUCGUUCGGAACCAAGCUCAUCGCCCCGUACUUCAUCCAUGUCGUACCAUACUCCGUACGAGUCGUAAUCUUCGUGGCCAUCUCCGCGAUUGGCAUGCUCUUGGUGGCGCUGAGCCCGGAAUAUACGGAUGGAGGUUCGCUUUCCACAAAAUUGGCGGGAAUCGUGCUGGCUAGCUUGUCUAGUGGAGCUGGGGAGCUGAGUUUCCUGGGCUUGACACACUUUUAUGGUCCCUUCAGUCUGGCCGCCUGGGGAAGUGGGACCGGGGCUGCUGGACUGAUGGGAGCUGGUGCGUAUGCACUGGCGACUACUUCGCUUGGACUCGGCGUUAAGGCUACCCUUUUGGCGUCGGCUUGCUUGCCGGCGGUGAUGCUGGUCAGCUUCUUCACUGUCCUUCCCCGGUCUCAGGUUCAUCUGUCAUCGCGAACCUCCGCUGGAUAUCGCGCCGUGGAGGACCGGGAUGUGGUGGACGACGAACGUGGACUGGACGACGACCGUGAGGUUGCUGUCGACGAAAGGGAAACGCUUCUAGGCUCAUCUUUGGACUCGGGCGAUAGUCAAAAAGCGAAACCAUCGGGCAAUGGUGGCAUUCGGUGGCACAGUGUCAAGGCGAACUUACAGCGAGCCAAGGGGCUCUUCUUUCCGUUCAUGCUCCCCCUCCUGCUGGUCUACGUUGCAGAGUACACGAUCAACCAAGGCGUAUCUCCGACUCUGCUAUUCCCUCUCGAAGAAACCCCGUUCGCCCAUUUCCGUGCUUUCUACCCAGCCUAUAACGCAAUCUAUCAAGUUGGAGUAUUUAUCUCCCGGUCCUCAACCCCAUUCUUCCGCAUCCAUAAUCUAUAUCUCCCUUCGUUCCUGCAGGUGAUCAAUCUUGCUAUCCUGUCGCUCCACGCUUUAUUCAACACCAUUCCCAGCGUGUACCUUGUCUUCGCCAUCAUCUUCUGGGAGGGACUUUUGGGCGGACUGGUUUACGUCAACACAUUUGCCGAGAUCGGCGACCGCGUACCCAAAGAGGAUCGAGAGUUCUCGCUGGGCGCGACGACGGUUAGUGACUCUGGCGAUCACGUCUUAGGACGGCCGUCGACCAAGUUUCGCAAGAUCCAGGUCUUCGCUGUCUUUCUGUUCUGGUCUACCUAUCUGCUUAGAGGGAACAAGCAUGGUCCCCCGGUGAUACGAAAGCUCUCGUCCCGUCUCUCCCAGAAACUGAGUGUCUGGCAAACCACGGUAUUCGUUUUCCUAUGGCUUUACAUCUGUCGAAACUUUGCGAAGAUCGUGGGCUUGGAGUGUCCGGAACCCUUGUCCAAUUUAUACUCGCGUUCGUUCUUCCGGGCAACAUGGAUUGCCACGGCUCUGGAUGCCGGGUUCUGGACGGCUAUGAACGUCAAGCCGAAAUGGCUGCGAGAUAUCUCCUCGUUAGUCUUCACGGGCUACUAUCUGUUUGCGGCAGAGCAGGCCGAUGAGAAGGUCCGUCGGGUUCGAGCCACCCUGACGGUAGAGCACCUGCGAGUCUCUUGGAACAAGGCUACCACGCCGUAUCUCUGGGCUUUGGCGAGUAUCAUGCGACCACGACUUACCAGAUAUUCGCCGCGUGCAAUCCGGAUCCCUCGUCCGGGACAGUCUUCGUACACCGAGCCAACGAAUGCAUGGCUUUACUUUGAUGGACCGUUGAGUUCACUGCGCGACCAGACCUGCAUUAUUCUCGAUAUCCCGGGUGGUGGGUACGUGGCUAUGAGCCCUCGGUCUUCGGAGGACCGACUACUUGCGUGGGCAGGAAAGACCAAAAUCCCGAUUCUCAGCCUGGACUAUAAAAAAGCGCCAGAGUAUCCUUAUCCGUAUGCUCUCAACGAGUGUUACGAUGUCUAUCACAUGAUUGUCUCUACUCGCGGCCGUUGCGUGGGACUGAGCGGGCAAACGCGUCCACGAAUUGUCUUGACCGGCGACAGUGCCGGCGCGAACCUCGCUGUAGGGACAACACUCAUGGCUCUCCAGUCUGGAGGCCCGAACGCUCCUCGGUGGCAGGGCGACAAUAUCCUGCCGCGCCCUGAUGGCUUGGUUCUGGCAUACCCGACGCUGAGCAUGAAGGUUGAAAGCUGGAUGACGGAGGAACAGAUGUCUUUAAUCCAGGAGAAAAGCACACGCCGGACUAACCAGAGUGUCCUGCAGCGGAAGAACAUGGACUACCAGCGAUUAACACCGUUCACCUCCCCCGGUCCCUCUGUCAGCGACUUUCGAACCAGUCCUUUAUCUGAUGGCGAGGCAGAAGCGGAUGGGGUCGUGAAGGAAGCUUCAAAGAUAAUCGAGGAGGAGUUGGCCCAAGAUAGCAUCGCGGCCCAGGCCGUUGAGAUGGCCGAGAGUCAGCCGAAGCAGAUCCGAACGCGGUUGGCUGUCUCUUCGAUGAUCUCAUACGUCCACGACCGCAUGUUGACACCCGAGAUCAUGAGGGCCUUGAUCAUCUUAUACAUCGGUCCUCACAACCGCCCUGACUUCGGUACCGACUUUCUUCUGUCCCCCGUCCUUGCGCCAGACGCCCUGCUUUCCCGUUUCCCGAAGACAUAUUUCAUUACCGGGGAACGGGACCCCUUAGUUGACGACACCGUGAUCUUUGCCGGUCGACUACGGCAGGCGAAGUUGCAUCAGUUCCGCGAGCGUCAAGAGUUGGGUCUAGAAAAGUCAUGGCGCACCUUCAAAGAAAAGGACCACGUCGAGGUAUCUUUGUUGCCCGGGGUGUCGCACGGCUUCCUCCAGAUGGCGGGAUUCUUCCCGGAGAGCUGGAAGCACAUCAAUCGAUGCGCCUCGUGGAUCCAGGAUCUGUUUGAAGCGGCCGAAAGAAAGAAGGCCUCGCCCAGUUUCCCCCAAUCCUUGAUCGAUACCUCCAGUUUGCACAAGACGCCGAGCAAAGCAAAUAGCAACAAAGAACGGAGCCGCAAUCACAAGCGAAGUCUGACGGGCGAAUCCUCAGCCGACGAGGAUAAACCGUUGGAGAUGAGCAUCGGCAAGAUGACACCUCUCAACCCGGGCGAGAGCCAUCCUGGUCACACUCGCAUUCAGCGAUCCUUCAGCAGUGGCGCCCAGCUGAUCAGCCAAGGGAUUCAUUCCGACAAUGAGGUUCCCCGGUCCCGAAGCGUCUCGAGAGGACGCACCCCGCGGCCCAGCGGACUCGCGAGAAAACGGCGGUUUGCGCCUACAUCCCUGAAAAUGCCCAGCGUGAACGGGUACACGUCCGACGGAGCGGAAAGCCCGGCGUACUUUCGACGCAGGGAAGGCAGCAUGGACAGUCUCUCCAGCGAGGAGGAUCUGCUUCACCGCCGAAUGACUGGGAUUGCGGGAGGAUUGAUGGGGAUUGGCGAGAGAGCGCAAACCCCGUAA
Aspergillus affinis is the source of this 3612-nucleotide messenger RNA. RefSeq lists its product as uncharacterized. Bases 1 to 3612 code for a protein of 1203 amino acids. Gene Ontology annotation, cellular component: cytosol; membrane. Gene Ontology annotation, biological process: triglyceride catabolic process. Gene Ontology annotation, molecular function: triacylglycerol lipase activity; sterol ester esterase activity. NCBI's taxonomy places the organism in Eukaryota, Fungi, Ascomycota, Eurotiomycetes, Eurotiales, Aspergillaceae. The record is from RefSeq and is a predicted model, not a curated record. The transcript is spliced from 5 exons.